ACAUAGCUAACUGUUCAAAGAACUCUUCAUAAAUCGCAUUACCUAUCACACAGGCUGUAAAUACCUAAUAUCCUCCCCUAUAUAAAGCAUGGCAUGAAGACAAACCCCUUUCAGUCAGCCCCGAAUCGCGCAACAAGUCACAAUGAACCAACCUAUUCGCUCCAAAACUUGCGCGAAAACAUACAAAACCGCUGAAUUAAAAGUAUUGAAGAUUCUCAACAAAAUUGAUAGUUUGAAAUUAAGUAAUUCGUAUAUUUCGCGUCUUGAUAUCCCGAGAAGUAAUGAAAAGAAAGGGUUUGGCGGGAGUUCUGCGCGAUGUACUUUUUUGACUGCGGGUUUGAUUUUUGUGCUAAUGAUUAGUGGACGAUGGGCUUACACCGAACUUCUUGGUAGUCGGAGCUGCAUCUUGGAACUGCCUUCAUUCUCCAAGUCAGUAUUUCGUCCACCAGAAGAUUGUUCCAUGUGCGUGGGCGUUGAUGACGUAGUGCGACUGGCAAACACAACCGCCGAGGAGUUUGAAGACAAGUACGCUUACAGCACGACUCCGGUCAUUGUUACUGAUGCUACUGAUGGAUGGAAGGCGUUAAAGGAAUUCGACUUCAAUUUCUUCGCCACCUUCUACAGCCGAGGCAAAAUGGGGAAGCAAAUCAACGAUUGCUUCUACUUCGCAUACAAGUCAGGAUUAAAUUCUCUUCAAGAAGUCUUCACUAUGGACGAGGCGCGAGCCAACCUGUCGGGCCAGCCCUGGUACGUGGGCUGGAGCACAUGUUAUGAUGACGAGACGAGAAGGCUCAGGAGUUACUAUAAUAGGCCGUAUUUUCUGCCUAAAACCGCGGAGAGCGAUAUGGUUGAUUGGAUCUUUAUGGGCGGACCGGGGCAAGGCGCUCACAUGCACGUGGACUCAGUGCGUCACAUGUCGUGGCAGGCGCAGGUGCGCGGACGCAAGCAGUGGGAGCUGGCGCCGCCGCCCGAGUGCCUCUACACGUGUCGCUGGAUAUCCUUCACUGUAGCGCCGGGGGAGAUACUGGUGGUGGACACGAAUCGCUGGUAUCACAAGACCAACGUUUUACCCGGAGACAUCAGCAUCACCAUUGGCGCCGAGUACGAUUGAAUAUCGACACCAGCAUUAUCUACCAUUCAAGAAAUAAAAUAUUUUACUUUAAAUGUUAGUUAAGUUGCAAAAUAAAACCAAUGAUAUAAUGCUACUAAAACCUUUAAUCAUCACCGUAAAACUAUAUGCUAGGACACUCGGCGAAGUGCUAAGUUAAUAACAUUCAAUAGACUGGAAUGACGGUUACAUUACAGAGAGCGUCUGACACAAACAUUAUACACAAACGGAUCUACACUUACACAAAACGGAUAUCUGAAACUGCAGCUACAUAUCCUUAAUCACAAAUAAAUUAUUAUACUUAAACUUUGAAUAAAAAAA
Molecule: messenger RNA, 1429 nt
Organism: Helicoverpa zea (corn earworm)
Lineage: Eukaryota; Metazoa; Arthropoda; Insecta; Lepidoptera; Noctuidae
Exons: 5
Coding region: 143-1111 (322 amino acids)
Source: RefSeq, a predicted model, not a curated record